Messenger RNA from Aedes aegypti (yellow fever mosquito), 1790 nucleotides. RefSeq names its product zinc finger protein 827. Gene Ontology annotation, molecular function: DNA-binding transcription factor activity, RNA polymerase II-specific; RNA polymerase II transcription regulatory region sequence-specific DNA binding; zinc ion binding. The coding region runs from base 129 to 1739 and encodes 536 amino acids. The transcript is spliced from 2 exons. Gene Ontology annotation, biological process: regulation of transcription by RNA polymerase II. The record is from RefSeq and is a predicted model, not a curated record. NCBI's taxonomy places the organism in Eukaryota, Metazoa, Arthropoda, Insecta, Diptera, Culicidae. Gene Ontology annotation, cellular component: nucleus.
GAUGCAGUUUUGGUUCAGUGCGCAAACAAGAGCUGGAAAAGUCAGCGCUCCUCGAAAAGCUUCUGUUUACAAAAUAUCGGUGAAAAAUAGUGAUUAAAAUUUACAACACGAAUUGGUCGUUACUAUUUAUGGAAAAUAAGUAUCCCGAACAGUUUACGGCGUUCCUGGACCGAAACUAUCCGGCUCAACCGGUUUUGGUAGGGGCCACUUCCGGUCUGGACGCACCUGCUUCAAAUCUUGCGAUGGCCGCUUCGGGUCAGACCCCAAAGACUUCCAGAGGAAAGCAACCGGAGCAGCAGGUCGCGGAAGUGCCCACCGGUAAUCCCCUGUCCUAUUGCCGGCUGUGUUUCUCGAGCCACAUCACCAGGCGGAUCAAGGUUCGGGAAAGCGUCGAGAAUUGGAUCGACUACAUCGCCCAGAAUGCUGGCAUCCAUAUGGACAUUGAAGAGGACCCGUGCUUUGCCAUUUGUUUCGGCUGUACGGCGGCGCUGGAGAGUGUGGACCAGUUUCGGGCUUCCUGCCAGAGGCACGAUAUGGCACUGAAAUUGCACCGUGCCACAUUGGUGACCGAGGAAGUCAAAGAAGUUGUAGCACCUCCCCAAGCUGGUGGGUUAGUAAUUUCCAAUGUAAUGACGCUGGCGCCUGAACCGAUUGUAAUCAAGGUAGUUCAACCUGAUCCGGUUCCGGUGGAGCCACCGCCGCCGCCGCCUCCACCGCCUCCACCAUCUGAAGAACCAGCUCAGCUGUUAGUUGAAGAACCUCCGCCACUGAAAGCGAAGUGGACUAUCAAUUGUCACGCAUGCGACAUCGAAAUUGAAUUCGGAAUGGCAUACACGAAGCACAUGAAGAAGUUCCAUCGCAAAGGUGGAAAAUUUCUACAGUGUCCGAUGUGUGAAAAACGGUUCCGAAAGAACGAACUCUUCCAAGCUCACGUGCAACAGCAUAAAACGCCAAACGCCAGACUAUACGGCAAUAUGGUUAGAAGGUGUAGGGUAUGCAAGGAUUCUUUCCCCAGCACGACUGAGCUGAAUGAUCACCAACUGAACCAGCAUGGCAUGAAGUUCCUGUGUCGGGUUUGCAACACGAGAUUUGCUUCGGUGCAGGAGAAAUCGGUCCACAAGCUGCUGCACAAGGCGGGCCUGCCGAAGCGUGUUUUCCAGUGUAAAAUCUGUAAACGGGUUUUCCGGAACGGUCACCGCCUCAACAACCACAUCAACCUGCACAAUCGGUACUUUGUCUGCCCAAUCUGCGGAAAACCUUGCAACGGAAUGGAACAGUACGUGGAACAUCAAUCGAACCAGCACCAGAACAGCUCGGCCCUGUCGCAAUGUGUCCCGUGUCGGCUUACCUUCCAGAACUAUGCCGAAAUGCGGGUGCAUUUGGUGGCGAAACACACCGGAUACGAUCCCAAGGCAGUAGACGACGACGAAGACGAUGAUUCGGAAUCCAGCGACGACGGUGUCUCCAAAAGUCAUCAACAGCAGUUGGCGGUUGUGGAAACGGUAAGCCUGUCGGAUGACGAUGCCCAAGAGGAGCCACAACCAACUGAGGACGAUCUGUUUCCGGUGUAUUUGGACGAAGGAGGAGAGCCAGAGGAUGGCACGAGUGGCACAGGCAAUGCUCUAGUAGAUGAUGAUCUUGUCUUGGAGGAUACCCCCCAGCUGGAUAGCGGGUUCGAUCUAUACGGGACGGCUUUUCCGCAGCAGAUUACCAUCACGCUGGAUGACGAUUCGGGGUAAGUUAACGGUGUUUAAUGUUUUAGAGUAUAGCAAUAAAUUGAUUGGAACGAA